UGCUAUCUCGUUCUCAUAGGAAGUUGAACUAUCAGCUGGUGUUUUGGAUGGAAGUUGCUUUUGGCACGGAGGCGUUCUUUCUUUAUCAUCUUAAGCAAAUCUUAAACGUCAGAGACACCGGAAAAUAAAGCUGCAUGUAACAGUGCGCCACAUCCAGCAAGCGAAACGGCGGAACCCGGAGAAAUCCGCGUUAUUAUGAACAGAUGAUGGUCAUAAGUGCUGAUCUGUCUGCUUGCUGUUGAAUCAUCGGAAAGAAAGAAAACAACGUCAGGCGAGGCUCGUGCUAGUCACUGAUAGUCUGAUGUGUGCAUGUUGAUUAAUCUCGACCUGCGAUAUUUGCCACAAAUAGCUUAAAUGCACGUGAAGUAACUCGUUGAACACGAAUUGUUCUUCGUCCGGUGUAAUAAAUAGUAGCUUAAGUGUUUUAUGUGAUUCAGGAGUAAGUCAAAGGUCAGAUCAAAGUGUUUUUUUUCUUGUUUACAGCAGACAGCAGCUUUUAAAAAUACUUAAUUCGCCUACAUAUUGGUUAUAAGAUAAAUAACGUCUUGAAUAAAUUUGUGCUUAUGGAAGUUGAUAAAAGAGCAGCAACCUGUAACCAAUUAUUCCUUUUUGACAUCAGCUCGCCGUGACUGAAAUAGUUUAUUUGUUUAAUUUAUUUAAACGUUGUCAUACUGACCUUUUUAUCCGUGUCUUUGUAAGUGUCUAUCUGUUGUUCGGUUUAUAGUGUUAUUUAUAAGCAUGGUGACAGUGGAAUGCAUUGAUAGCUGCGUUGCAUCACUUGUGUUUUGACAUAUCUGACGUCAGGGGUGUCGUGUGUCACUCAAACUGUUUAAAGAGUGUGGGAGCUUUUUAAACAUAUUACUUCGUUAUAUUCGGACUGAUCUGCUGAAUCAACGGUGGAUCAUUCAAGAUAUUUCGAGAGGGAAGACUCAGAUCUGGCUCAGUCAGAGGUCCUCGUUGAUAUCCCCAAUUUCUCCCCGCCAAUGCUGGAUCUGGAGGUCGUUCCUGAGCGAUCUUUGGGAAAUGAACAAUGGGAAUUCGCAUUAGGGAUGCCAUUGGCCCAGGCCAUUUCCAUAUUACAGAAACACUGCCGAAUCAUCAAAAAUGUCCAGGUGCUCUACAGCGAACAAAUGCCACUCAGCCACGACCUCAUUCUCAACUUGACUCAGGAUGGAAUUAAACUGCUGUUUGACGCCUGCAAUCAGAGACUGAAGGUGAUCGAAGUGUACGAUUUGAGCAAAGUAAAACUGAAAUACUGUGGAGUACAUUUUAACUCUCAGUCAAUAGCACCUACUAUUGAGCAGAUUGAUCAGUCUUUUGGUGCUACUCAUCCAGGAGUCUACAAUGCUGCCGAGCAGCUCUUCCACCUGAACUUCCGAGGGCUUUCAUUCUCCUUCCAGCUGGACUCCUGGAGUGAAGCUCCUAAAUAUGAGCCUAACUUUGCCCAUGGCUUGGCCUCCCUGCAGAUUCCCCAUGGGGCCACUGUGAAACGGAUGUACAUUUACUCUGGAAACAACCUUCAAGAAACCAAGGCUCCGGUGAUGCCUCUGGCCUGUUACCUUGGUAAUGUGUAUGCAGAGAGUGUGGAGGUGUUGAGAGAUGGGGCGGGACCGCUGGGUCUCAAACUUCGUCUACUCACCGCAGGAUGUGGCCCUGGAGUGUUGGCUGAUACUAAAGUGCGAGCUGUUGAGAGAAACAUCUACUUUGGAGAUUCUUGUCAGGAUGUUUUGAGUGCUCUUGGCUCCCCACAUAAGGUCUUCUACAAGUCAGAGGAUAAGAUGAAGAUCCAUUCACCCUCCCCUCACAAGCAAGUCCCGUCCAAAUGUAAUGACUACUUCUUUAACUAUUAUAUACUGGGAGUGGAUAUACUGUUUGACUCUACAACCCACCUGGUCAAAAAAUUUGUCCUUCACACCAAUUACCCUGGUCAUUACAACUUCAACAUAUAUCAUCGGUGUGAUUUCAAGAUUCCUCUUAUCAUUAAAAAAGAUAGGGCAGAUGCUCAGAUAGAGGACUGCAUUCUGACCACUUACAGCAAAUGGGAUCAGAUUCAGGAGCUGCUAGGACACCCCAUGGAAAAACCAGUUGUGCUACACAGGUCAUCGUCUGCAAACAACACCAACCCUUUCGGUUCCACAUUUUGCUUUGGACUACAACGGAUGAUAUUUGAGGUCAUGCAGAAUAACCACAUAGCUUCUGUGACUCUCUACGGAGCACCUUGUCCAAGUAGCCUAGCCCGUGCCGAGCCUAGUGCCCACUGAGGAAGUCGCCGUGCCCACAGUACCCGUCCAGCCCUGCAGAGCCUCUGAACUGACCAGUAGAGUGUGCCUUCACUCACUGCUGCCAUCACACAAGCUAAAGCAAGACAUGCUGGGAGAUUCUUUACAUCCUAAUAGAGGCCCCAAUUCGGUCUCCUCCUCUAAUAAUAGCAUGGAGGCUGCCCUCAGCCUGCUAAUUAUCCCAGAUAACCAUGCAAACCUGGCUCUGCCCCCAAAGCUUCAGCCCAAAUCUGCAUCAAAGUCAGAAUCGUUAUAGUCCUUGUGGAUGCACAGUGAUUCAUUUCCACACAAGCAUAUUUGUGCAUUCUUUUUUUGCCUAACCUUCUAAAAAUUUCCAUACCAGAUGCACCAAAGGGCAAAUAUUGAACAGAUUUCUCCUCUGCACCCAAAAACACACAUGAAUUCAACUUCAUUUGCUUUCCGGCAUUCAGAGGAUGAAAGCAAAGUCAAAUGAGGACAAACUUUUGCAGCAGUGUGUUUUGUAUGCAUUUACGUAAGGUUCCAAGCACAAGCUAGCACAGUAUGGAUCCAGUGCUGUCAAAAUAUUCUUGUGGCACAUAAGCAGGCUCACAUACACACAUAACGAUUCAUCAACUCAUUUCAUACCAAGUCAACAGCACCGAUUACCUCCCAUUUCAAUACCGUACAGCCACUUUAUGGUUGAUUCUGUUAUUGUUUUGUUGUUCGUGAGCGCAUUAGUUUUGAACAUUUGCACUAAAAUGCACCUAAUUUACUUGAUAAUUGUCUCCUGUCCACUGAGGAACGUUUUAAUAGCCAAGUCUUGGAGAGAAAGGACGGCGGGGGAGAGAACGACGACGUGCAAUCUGGAUUUCAAAGCUAGUUGCGACCCUGACUCGAGAGAAAAGCCAUCCACCCAUCACUGUUUCUCCUUCCCGCUGGAUGCGUUCAAUUCUGUUUGCAUCUCUUUUUUUUUUUGUCCACAGUAGAAAGAUGUGAAGUUCUUUUACCUUAUUCAGUAUCUUAAAGUCUUAACUGCAGAAUUGUCUUCUGUCACCUGAUUGCCAAAACGCUAGCCAAAGAAGAAACAACAGUUAGCUUUCUGUCAUUUUAAAUUCACAUUGUAAGAGCAUUCCCUUUUGAUUUGAUCCAUACAGUCCCUGAUUGGUUUUUAAUGCUUUAAAGCUUUCUUUCUUGCUUUUUUACUCUACAGAUUUGUUUCUGUAGUAAGUAGACAUGAUGAUUUCUGUAGCCAUGUCUGUCAUGUCCAUGCCUGUACAGAUCUUUAAUUAACAUACACAAUUUUCAUUGUUUAAUCAGUCUAACAGUACCAUAUCAGAUCAGCUGACGUCUGGAACUCCUCCUACACUGCUGAUAGACAGAGUUUCUGGUUUUCUUUGACAGCCCUUGAGGUUCAAUAUAGCAGCUUCCUUCCACUGUUUUCCUGGAGGAAGUUGCCUACAUUUGACCACUUUCAGGAGAAUUUAAGGGAGAUUACUAGAACAUUUCAACAAUAGUAGAUGGUUUGUCCACCUCUAACCUCGGUUCAUUGCUGUGCUGCCUUACAGCGUAGCCACCUGUGGCUGUCAAGCUCCAGUUAUCUCUGGUGUCAUUCCCACCUCCCUUCAAGCUUCUGCAGUGUGUGGUUCAGGCUAAUUCUGGUAUUUAUAGCUUUCUGUUACAGUAACUUCUCAUUAACUGUGUUGGAAGGCCAUCAGUGGUGUUUUUAAUAUAUUUUACCCUUAGUUUUUGGUCAUUUACAAGGAAGAUGCUAUUAACAUAGUGCCUCAUUUCCCACCGAGCCUGUCUUGACUUUUUCUCUGUAAAUGAAAUUGUUUGAAAAACUGCUUUGUGUAUGUCUGAGCAUGUAAAGAUAAAUUGAUAGUUAUAGUCCUAUUGUUUAAAAAAAACGUACCUGAAUAUUAGAGGAACUAAGCAAAAACUGACUUGUUGGGUAAUGAACUCUUGUCAUGAAGGGCUAGUUUACUAUAGAAGAAGCCUAUUUCUGGCAUGGAAUAAAUAAUAAAAUUGCCACUUUAUCUAACAUUUCUGACUUUUUUCUUACAAUUCUGUAAAAGUUAUAAUUGUGAGAUGUAAUCUCGGAAUUCAGAGGAGGGAAAAAAGGAUGGGCAGGAAAAAAAAGGUCAGAAUGGCCAGAGAGAAAGUUGAUUACCUUUUAAAUGUUUUUUUUUUUUUUUUUUUUCACAGCAAAAAUUAUCUUCAAAGUAUUACAUUGAUUUAAUGCAGCACAUAUAAAAAAUUUGUUACAAAUAUUAGGGAACAUGUAGGUGGCCCUUCAUGGUUUGAGGUUCACAAAGUAGUUGCAGUGUUUUUGUCUAAAUACAACCUGUACUUUUUGAAAAUGGUGUGAAGUUCCACUUAAAUGAGUUUAAAAUGAAAUAAAUAUUUUUCAAACUUAAAACUCUUUAGGGCUGAGGAUCAGAUUUAAAAUGCACAAUUGGAACCUCAAUUGUCAAUAAGGAAUAACACAACUGCUGUUUUAGUGUGUUUUAGGGAGUUUUACUUCAGGAGGAGUGUGGUCUGAUGGGCUGAUUGCCUGCCCAAUCUCAGGUGGAUGUUUUUUUUAAUGCCAGGAGCAAGUGAAUGCUUAAUUUUCAUCAAAUUGGUUUUGGCUGUGUUGUUUCCUCUUCAGACUUUAUCCUAUUUUUGCAUCGGAAUGAUUGAAUGAUCGUCCUGAGGAUUGUAAUUAGAAAUGGACAAACUCCAUACAGUGUAAUGCGCAUAUUAAUGCUAUGUAUUGUAUCCCUCUAUAUCGUAUGUUCUUCCCCAUCAUCCAAAGUGAUUAUUUUUUGUGGAUUCAGUACAUUUAACCCAUUUCUGGAAAUGGGUCUUAUCCUCGAUUAAAAAAAGUGUGCAUCUAAA
Molecule: messenger RNA, 5120 nt
Organism: Cyprinus carpio (common carp)
Lineage: Eukaryota; Metazoa; Chordata; Actinopteri; Cypriniformes; Cyprinidae
Product: phagosome assembly factor 1
Biological process (GO): Golgi to plasma membrane protein transport
Cellular component (GO): dendrite; trans-Golgi network; synaptic vesicle membrane
Source: RefSeq, a predicted model, not a curated record